Messenger RNA from Helianthus annuus (common sunflower), 2781 nucleotides. RefSeq lists its product as uncharacterized. The coding region runs from base 1 to 2781 and encodes 926 amino acids. Lineage: Eukaryota; Viridiplantae; Streptophyta; Magnoliopsida; Asterales; Asteraceae. Gene Ontology annotation, molecular function: RNA-DNA hybrid ribonuclease activity; nucleic acid binding. The transcript has 3 exons. The record is from RefSeq and is a predicted model, not a curated record. Gene Ontology annotation, biological process: DNA integration.
AUGACUGGAGUUCCACGUGACAUCGCGCAACAUUGUUUAAACAUCAAACCAUCAGUCGAUCCGGUUGUUCAGGGGAGGCGCAGCUUCAGCGAAGAAAAAGCAAAAGCGAUGGACGAGCAAGUAACAGAGUUACUCAACGCGGGAAUCUUGCGCAAAGUGAAAUACCAUACAUGGGUUGCCAAUCCAGUCAUGGUACAAAAACAUAACGGCGGGUGGAGAAUGUGUGUCGACUUCAAAGACCUCAACAAAGCAUGCCCCAGAGACUGCUACGCGCUCCCAGAGAUAGACAAGAAAGUCGAUUGUUUAGCAUCAUUCAGAUGGAAAUGCUUUCUCGACUGUUAUAAGGGUUAUCACCAGGUCCAAAUGAAAGAAGAGGACGAAGAAAAAAUCGCAUUCCGCACAGAUAAAGGCAUCUACUGCUACACAAAAAUGUCGUUUGGUUUGCGCAACGCAGGCGCAACGUAUCAACGCCUAAUGGACACAAUCUUUAGCGAGGAUAUUGGCAAAACUGUCGAAGUAUACAUGGAUGACCUCGUCAUCAUGAGCCACGAGGAGGAGACGAUGCUCAACAAUAUCCAGCGCACAUUCGAUUCCUUACAAAGCGUAAAAUUAAACCCGACAAAAUGCUCCUUCGGCAUGGAAGAAGGAAAGUUUUUGGGUUUCAUAGUUACAAAAGACGGUUUUAAGGUUAAUCCAGAGAAGGUGCAGACCAUUCAGCUAAUGCCAUCACCGGCAACAGUCAAGGAAAUGCAAAGACUCGCCGGGCGUACGCUGCGAAACUGCGGAAAGAAAACUCCUUUUCAAUGGACACCUGAAGCAGAAGCAGCAUUCAAGCAAAUGAAAGAAUAUUUAAUCCAGUUACCAACGCUGACUGCGCCAAAAGAAAAAGAACCAUUAAUCUUAUAUCUGUCAGCCGCGGAGGUAGCAGUAGGCGCAGUAUUAAUGGUAGAGCGGGAAAAUAUCCAGACUCCAAUCUACUACAUCAGCAAAAUGCUCACCGACCCUGAAACUCGUUACUCAAUGAUAGAAAAACUGGUUCUAGCGCUAGUACACGCAUCCAGACGUUUGCGCAGGUAUUUUUCAGGCCAUGUCAUCACAGUACUAACAAAUUAUUAUUUGGGCCAAAUCUUGUCAAAACCCGACAUAGCGGGGAGAUUAGCUAAAUGGGCCAUCGAGCUAGGAGGCUACAACAUUUUUUACAAACCAAGACCAGCAAUCAAAGGGCAAGUUCUAGCAGACUUCGCCACUGAAGUUCCUAUUGAUAAAGUACAAGAAUGUGAGGCAAUCCAGAACCCGACACCUGUUUUUGACGACAGAGUCUGGACCUUACACAUCGAUGGUGCUUCCAAUGACGACGGAGCAGGAGCAGGUCUCCGAUUAUUCAGCCCGGAUAAUCACGAACUCACAUAUGCUAUCCGCUUAGAUUUCCAAAGCACCAACAAUGAAGCAGAAUACGAGGCAUUUUUAGCAGGUCUUCGUCUAGCACUCAAGAUGGGGGCAAAAAACCUCGAAGCGAACGUCGACUCAAAACUAGUAGCUGAACAAGUUAACGGUCGUUAUGACGCGAAGGGCGAGGCUAUGGCGUUGUACCUUGAACAAGCACGGAUGUUAAUCAAUCAAUUUCAGACAUUCAAAGUCAAUCACAUAAACAGAAGCGAGAACAAACAUGCUGACGCGCUAAGCAAGUUAGCUGCUACCAGCUUUAAACACUUAGCAAAGGAAGUGCGCAUAGAGGUACUAUCCAACCCUUCCAUUCACCUAAAGCAAGUAAGCGUCAUAGAGAUGGGAAAUCCGUCUUGGAUGUCUCCAAUUAUUUUGUACCUUCAACACGGAAAACUUCCGGAAGGAAAGGCAGAAGCCCGAAAAAUACAACACAAAGCAAUAAACUACGAGAUGGCGGAUGGCGUCCUUUAUCGAAAAUCAUUCAUGGGUCCAUUACUACGUUGUGUUGAUAAAACAGACGCUCAGUAUCUGGUCAGAGAAAUCCAUGAGGGAUUAUGCGGGAUACACGCAGGACCGCGCAUGGUCGUGGCAAAAAUAAUGAAUGCCGGAUACUACUGGCCAGGAAUGCACAUGGACGCAGUUGAUCUAUUACGAAGAUUUGGGUUACCAUUGCGCAUUAUUUAUGACAAUGGUACAAACUUUGCCGCGGAAGACCUUCAAAAAUGGUUUAAAGAAAUGAACAUUGAACACAGCUUCGCCUCCGUUGCGCAUCCUCAAGCGAAUGGCCAGGUAGAAAGCAUAAACAAACAAAUCGUUGACGGUAUAAAAGCACGACUUGGGACAGCGCGCAGAGGGUGGGUUGACGAGCUUCCCAGCAUUCUCUGGGCGCAUAGAACAAUGCCAAAGACUAGCACCGGAGAAACUCCGUUCAGUCUAGUCUAUGGGUCAGGGACCGUCAUUCCAGCUGAAAUAGGCCUACCUUCACCGCGCAUGUUGGCUAUGGAGAAAAAGGACAACGAACAAGAACGGAGGCUGGAUUUGGAUCUUCUGGAAGAAAGGCGCGAGAACGCGGCCAUAGCAGAAGCAAGGUACAAAUCCAAGCUAGAGAAAUAUUACAACGCGCGUGUGCGUAUUUGCACUUUUGUCCCCGGAGAUUUUGUCUUGCGCGACAACGAGGCUUCAAAUGCCGAAAAACCCGGCAAAUUAGCGCCAAGGUGGGAAGGACCGUACGUCAUUAACGAAGUCUCAGGCAAGGGGGCAUAUACCCUAAAAAGGGUCGAUGGGACUCUAGUUCCCCGCACCUGGAACACGCAACAGUUGCGCAGGUGUUACAUGUGA